UGCCAGGUGCCGAACGGCGGAAGGGAUGUCCAACCAAAUGGUGCUCAUCCGUCGUUGCGGUGCGGACUUUUUGAAUUGCAACUGCUCAGUUUGUGGUCAAGAUGAGUAUGUGAGUGCCCCGGUCGUGUAAUUUGUUCCCGCCUGGAUUGAUUUUGUUUUCAUUAUCUGGUGAUAAAUUUAUUUUUGAUAUGCGUGAUAUUUCACCUAUGUUAGCAAGUGGUCGAAAGAAACAUUCGAAGCAAAAAUCGAUGGCACCACCUGACGUGACUUUCAUCUUUGCCGAGGAUGUCGUGGAGUGGGAUUCCUACCUGUCUCGUCAGUUCGAAGGCAGCGGGACUGUCAUCCAUCACGAGCAGGUGGAGAAGAUGGUUUUUCCGCUGCCGUGCACAAAGGCUCACGUUUUCAGUGACGCCCGUGUUGUACUGGUGAUACUAUCGCCCGCCCUGGUCGCUUUCCUGGACAGGCAAGCAGCGGAUUGCUUCCAAUUCACCAAAUUGCUGAAACCGAGCAAGACGAUAGCCAUGGUCUGUGGGGCUUCGCAAGCUAAUAUCGCAGGAGUCAAAAAUGUUUUAGUUUCCUACGACGACUGGCGCCAUCUAGAGGCCAAAGAUAAAGACAUAAAUAUGGUGCGUAACGUCAUCGAAAUGAUCCACGAGACACUCGCUCAAUCGAAGGAAAGCGAAAGAAUAACAAAACCAAAAUUUAAAUUGGUGCCAAGGAAAGUGCACGAGGGAAAUGGAAAAGUUUAUGUGAUGCUUGCAAAACCUUUGGAUCCCAAUGCAAGAAUAAAAAUUACAUUAGAAGCUAAAGGUGCCAGAGAAGUUCCUGUGAAAAAAAGAAAUCCAUACACCCUUGUAUUUGUCAUUCCAGAUGAUUGCAUUCAUGUGCAGAAUAUGGUGAAUGUUCAUAUCUGGUGUGGCGAAGAUUUGUUAGGUGUUAGUUCAGUGAAAUGUGCCUCAAAACUUGGAGAGCUCUACUCAUUGUUGUCUUCUGUUCCAUCUCCUUAUGAAUUUUUGUGCAGUACCCUUGGUGUUGGAUCUUUGCAUGAAGUGGAUUUUCAAUUAGCAUCCAUUUUCAGGAAGAACUUGCCUAAAUCUGGAUUUAACUUACUUGAACAAAAUGAAAAACUAGACAAAUCAGCAAGCAAAGAGGAAUUUCCUACAUUGCUGCAUUUUGCAGCACGUUAUGGUCUUUUCCAUUUGGUUAAAGAAUUGUUAGACUCUCCAGGUGCAAAGACUGCAACUGCAUUGAAAAAUUAUAGAGGACUGACACCUGCACAAAUGGCUAACCAUGAAGGUCACAACAAGGUUGCUGCUCUUUUGGAUGACUUCUUAAGAGUUCCUGUGCAAUACAAAUUUGAGUUAGAAAAGCCAGUUCCAUGUAACCAAAUUUUUGAAGCUGAAUCGAAGAAAAGUAAUCCUAUUGAUUACUAUGACAUUCCAGCUCAACCGAUUCCUGUGCUGCAUUUGCCAGCUAAUCAUGUGGUUGGAAAUGCAGCAUAUGAAAGAGAAUCUGAUUACAUGAAAAUGAAAGGUGCUCAGAAAGAAAACAUUGAGCCAUGUCAGAAUGUUUUUUUAGAUGAGCAUUUGGAUAGUAUGAAAACUGUGAACAGUCCAGAAAAAGCAAAGCUAAGUCUGUUAGAAAGUCAAGCUAAAUUAAUUGAAAUAAUGGAGGCUUAUAAAAAAGGAGCAUCCUUAACAGAUGUCGAAAGAAUGCAUAAUGAAUGGAAGCAAUAUUAUGAAGUGUCUGAUUUGGAAGCUAAGAGUACUUUAGAUGGUUUAAGGAAUCUCUAUGCUAAAGCUCAGAAAGCAAAGCUCAACAAGAAACAUUCAUCUAGUUUUUCUGAACUUAGACAAUUUUUAAAUUCUAAACUCAGAAGAAAAGAGAGUAUUGAUUCCAAGGGCAGCAUGAGCAGAAGAAGUUCAAAAGAUUCCAAUUGUUCAGAAAAAAUUAAUGCUGAAUCAGAUCCUGUAAGACCUGUCAGUACUUUAAGUGUGCUUUCAAAUACUAGCAGCUCAAGUGGUUCAUCAUUUGAUAGACUGAGUACUGUAAGUGCAGGUUCGGAUAGCGGCCAUCAUUCUGAUUUUGGUGAUGACAGAAACAACAAAUUUAAAGAAAAAUUUGAAUCUCGUUACCAACAGCAGAAACCUCCAAAUGGAUUGAGUAAUUCUUCCAAUUUACAUAAAACCAUGCAAAGCCUGACACUGAAUAGUAAGCCUCCUGCCCCACCGCCUCGGCCAGUAAAAUCCCCUGUUCAUCAUCGAAGCUUAGAAGAUUGCAAGCAACCUGAAAUUCCCCAAUAUGCAGUUUCCAGGAAAAUGAAAAUGCCUUCUUUUGAGGAAACUCUUAAAAUGAUGGAUUAUUCCAUUCCUAACUCCAAAAGUUCGACUCUUACUAACGACUUCCGAUCUGAUAGAAAAGGAUCUGUAUCUAGUUCAGAUUUCUGUUCCUUUGAUGAUCCUUGUGCAGACUAUGAUCGUCCACCUCCUCCAAGACCUAGCAAUUCUGCAAAAACUCCAACAAAAGACUUUUUCCUGAAACCUACAGCAUUUCCAUUUAAUGAUCCUAGAACAGACUAUGACCUUGUUCCUCCUCCCCUUCCAUUAUCAGCCCCACCACAGAAGCAAGACUCAACCUUUUGUGAGGAAGACCAAUCCUAUGACAUUCCGCCAUCCAUACCUCAUCCAGUGCAACAACGAUCUAAUAGUGUAUCUUCUGACUAUGAUUUUCCAAAGACUAUACUCAUGGAUAAUACAGAUUCCUUACCUGCUUGUACAUGUCAGGUGGCUUCCAAUAAAAACAAUUUCGGUUCUGUGAAAAGUUGCUGUGUUGGCAAUAAACUGUCAUCUCUGAAAAACAUAGACAACUUACCAUCGGUGCCAAACUUUGAUCUUACUUCCUGCAAAGAAAAGAAAAAUAAUAUAGCCAAUGAAGUUCGUGCAAUUCACAAUCAGUAUUCCAACAUUUUCUUGAGCUUGCCCAAAGACAAUAAUGGAUGUGAAGAUGACGUGCCAGAUGAAAUGGCACCACCACCACCAAUCAUUGAAGAAGAAUCUCCUGAAGAACAUUACAAAAUGGUUGGUGCUCCAAUUCCUGUACCUGGUGUUUAUAAAUUUUCAUAAAUUAUUUUUAAAAAUUCAUAUGCAUAUACCAAAGAAGUUAUUUACUAGAGCUUAUCAUAGUUUAUGCAUUUGUCUUUUGUCUGUCUAUAUGUUAUCAUUCAGUUACAGAAAUAUUAUCAAAGCCUUCAGAAUUUUGUAUAUUUUAUGAAACUGAACAAUCCUACAAUGAUAUGAACAUCUCUUAAUUUGCUUCGUUUUUAAAUGAAAAUAAUUUUUUAAUGUGCCUUAAGACCUUAAUGUGCCUUAGUGUUAUUUCUGUAUUCUCAAUUAUGUUUGUAGAAAACCAAUUCGCUUUGCUUUUCUGUAAAUGAAAACAGAAUGAAGGUUUAUUGCACUUAGUUUAUGUUAAUCAAGAACAUCCUUAUUAGUGUCAGAUUUCUUGUUUUAUUAUGUUUGAAUCAAUAGAUAAUAAUUGUUUGCUAUUGAUUUUAGACAUGCUAAUAACCAGGUUUUAAGACAAACUUGCAUUUUAAGCAGGUCUAAAAAUCUUGUUUGUUCUUUUUAUUCAGAGAAAUUGAAAGUGCAGUGAAAUUUUUGCUUCUAUUAGGAUAUUAUGUUAAAUGUUUAUUUGAUCUCAUUAGUUAAUUAAUUUGUUUUGUUAUUUUCAAGUUACAGCAGUUACAAUUUUGUGGAUUUUGCAUUUUUUUAGCUGUGCUUGGUAGUGUAUAGAAGAUUAUACUUUUCUGUGAAAAGUGUCGUUUAAAAUGUUUAUUUGAACUUAUUUUCUUAAAUACUAGUACUAGUGAUUUUCAUUCAUUUUACUUGAUGCAACUACUGUAUCAAAAUUUUCCUUUUACCCUAACUUUAAUGAAA
Messenger RNA from Argiope bruennichi, 3935 nucleotides. RefSeq lists its product as uncharacterized. Bases 189 to 3122 code for a protein of 977 amino acids. The transcript has 15 exons. Lineage: Eukaryota; Metazoa; Arthropoda; Arachnida; Araneae; Araneidae. The record is from RefSeq and is a predicted model, not a curated record. Gene Ontology annotation, molecular function: fibroblast growth factor receptor binding; transmembrane receptor protein tyrosine kinase adaptor activity. Gene Ontology annotation, cellular component: cytosol.